This is a messenger RNA of Microsporum canis CBS 113480, 1275 nucleotides long. Its product is annotated as COP9 signalosome subunit CsnD. The coding region runs from base 1 to 1275 and encodes 424 amino acids. The transcript is spliced from 2 exons. NCBI's taxonomy places the organism in Eukaryota, Fungi, Ascomycota, Eurotiomycetes, Onygenales, Arthrodermataceae. Gene Ontology annotation, cellular component: COP9 signalosome; cytosol. The record is from RefSeq and is a predicted model, not a curated record.
AUGGAUUCUUCCAACUCCGAUCCCACAGUCGAUUCUGAAUUUGCUCAGGAAUUUGCUGAGAUCGAAUCGGCAACAGAUCAGCGAACCAAGGCACAGCUUUACAGUGACCUGCUCUCCAGAAUAGUUAACAAGUCUUCUCCCUCCCUUGCACGAGACCUUAUCCUAUUUCUGGGGUCUCUUCUUGGUGGAGAGAUUAGUGUUAUUGCAUCUCGACCUCUUCUCGAUAGUUUCAUCAACUCUCUUAAGUCUCUCUCCGCAGCAACGAGGAUAGAGGUUGGGCUGCCUGCUAUAAUAGCCCUCCAGUCGCGUUCAACUUCAGUUGAAGAACAAGAUGCUCUUUUACGCGAGACACUCGCCGAUGCAUAUGAGGAAGUGGAAGAAUAUUCCCAGGCUGCUAGAGUGUUGCAGGGAAUCCACCUUGACAGCUCGCAACGCCAUAUAUCCGAUGAGGAGAAAAUCCGCAUGUGGAUCCGGAUAAUACGCCUUUAUUUAGAGGACGACGAUGCGGGCGGUGCUGAGAUGUUUUUAAACAAAAUAAAAAAUUUGCCAACGAAGACCGAAGACCCAGCGUUGCGCUUACAUUUCCAGUUAUCCCAGGCCAGAAUCCUUGAUGCACGACGGCGAUUCCUCGAGGCUAGCCAGGAAUACCUGGCUGUCAGCCUAGCCAACGGUGUUGAUGAAGAAGACCGGCUACAAGCUCUUUCAGCAGCAAUUAGAUGCGUUGUUUUAGCUCCUGCUGGGCCACAGAGAUCACGAGCAUUGUCUAGGUUAUAUAAAGAUGACAGAUCGUCAUCUCUAGAAGAAUAUGGUAUUUUAGAGAAAAUAUAUCGUGAUCAGCUCCUAACCGAGGAUGAGGUCACAAAUUUUGCUGCUGGUCUAGUCCCGCAUCAACUUGCACAAACUGCCGACGGGUUGACAGUUCUAGACAAGGCAGUUAUUGAACACAACCUGCUAGCAGCAUCUAAAUUAUACGAAAAUAUCAAAGCGGACGAUCUAGGCCUGAUAUUAGGCCUUAAAGCGACAGGUGAUGUAACCGCUGGCGAGAAGGCAGAAGCUUACGCCGCCGGAAUGUUAGAACAGGGCAGGUUGAAAGGGACUAUUGAUCAAAUUGAUGGUGUGAUUAGCUUUGACUCGGAGGUCUAUGGGGAUGGACAGACUGGUCGUAACUUACGAUACUGGGAUGCAGGGGUUCAACAUCUUGCUCAAGAUGUAGAAAACGUAGCCGCUGCCAUUAUGGAUGAGUUUCCGUACCCCCAAAAUCUUUAUUAUCACUAA